CACGAAACAUGAAGACAUCUUGGAGCUUUAAUUGCGGAGUUUUGCUGCUCUGCUCAAUUCUGUGCUCUGGUCAGAAUGUCACAAAAAAGAACGACAGCCAGGAGGUCAUUAGAGUGAAGGUAAUGCUGCAGCCAUCCUCAUCAGAUUCCUCGUCCAGCUCCUCCAGUACCACCUCGACCACUACUCCCAAACCCAACAACCCCCCCACAGCCAAGUCCUCAAUGCAGGCACAUGAAAUCGAGGAGGAGGACUACAACUUCCACAACGAUCGUCUUCCCGCUUUGUCGGAGGACGAGUACAACAACCUGGGCGAGGAUGCCAAUCCGCUGCACUUCCUCAAACAGCAGCCACUGCAUCUUGAAAAUGAGGAGCUGUCACUGCCCUCAGAAAAAGUAGAGCAGUCGCAGCAACAGCCAAGUCAGCAGAUCAAAACCCAACCAGAUUCCCCAGUGGUCAGUCCUCAACCAGUCGGCUCGCCCAUCUACAUCACCAUUCCCAUCUACAUCAGCACGCGUGGAAAGCUGCCCCUGACCCUGACCAUUGGGGAUCAGGAGUUGUCCCUGAAAAAGCCCAAUGGCACUGGAUCCGGCAAGAAGAACCCCUCCACCAAGGCACCCAACUCGCACUUCAACCGCUUGCUCCAGCAGAUUGAAUCUCCCAAGAGACGGACCACCAAUCGCCAUCGCAGCCAACUGAAGAGUCACAUAUAUGCGAUGAAGGAGAGGAUGGAUCGCCAGGAUCUUGUGUACCACCCGGUGGAAUAAACACUUUAGACUUCAGGAUAUGGCAUUAAGUUUAUAUCUAACAAUAAAUAAAUGACAAUAAAUAACUGAGAAAUGAUGUGUGGAUCUGAACCGGA
Drosophila rhopaloa is the source of this 859-nucleotide messenger RNA. RefSeq lists its product as uncharacterized. Lineage: Eukaryota; Metazoa; Arthropoda; Insecta; Diptera; Drosophilidae. Bases 9 to 764 code for a protein of 251 amino acids. The record is from RefSeq and is a predicted model, not a curated record. The transcript has 4 exons.